Vidua macroura (Pin-tailed whydah) is the source of this 6597-nucleotide messenger RNA. It is a transcript of the gene TASOR2, whose product is annotated as transcription activation suppressor family member 2. The transcript has 27 exons. Gene Ontology annotation, biological process: negative regulation of gene expression, epigenetic. The record is from RefSeq and is a predicted model, not a curated record. Lineage: Eukaryota; Metazoa; Chordata; Aves; Passeriformes; Viduidae. Gene Ontology annotation, cellular component: nucleoplasm. Bases 1 to 5886 code for a protein of 1961 amino acids.
AUGGAUGAUUCCCAGAUCCCCAUGGAUUAUUCCUACUACGUGUACGAGUACUACGUGUACGAGUACUACGUGUACGAGGUGGUCGGGGUGAAUUCCCCGUUCUCCAUGGAUUAUUCCCAUUUCCCCAUGGAUUAUUCCCCAUAUCCUAUGGAUUAUUCCCAGUUCCCCAUGGAUUAUUCCCCCAUUUCCCCACGGUACUACGUGUACGAGGCGAGCUGGUACUACGUGUACGAGUACUGCGUGCUCGAGGCGAGCGGGGUGAAUUCCCUGUUCCCCAUGGAUGAUUCCCAUUUCCCCAUGGAUCAUUCCCAGUUCCCCAUGGAUUAUUUCCCCAUUCCCAUGGAUUAUCCCCACGGACCAUUCCCAGUAUCCCAGGCCCAUUCCGUGUUUCCGCAGUACUACGUGUACGAGGCGAGCGGGUACUACGUGUACGAGGCGAGCGGGGUGAAUUCCCCGUUCCCCAUGGAUGAUUCCCCAUUCCCAUGGAUCAUUCCCAGUUCCCCAUGGAUUAUCCCCACGGACCAUUCCCAGUAUCCCAGGGAGCAUUCCCUGUUUCCGCAGUACUGCGUGCUCGAGUACUACGUGUACGAGGUGAGCGGGGUGAAUUCCCCGUUCCCCAUGGAUGAUUCCCCCAUUCCCAUGGGCGCGCGGCCCCGCCGGGUGUGUCCGUCCGUGCUGCAGUGCUGCCAGCGCCGCCCGGCCCGCGAGAUGCCCGCGCCGGCCCCGCGCCGCCCAGCGGAGUGGAACCACCAAGAGCCGCGGUCGCUGUCGGCAGCGGCGCCGUGCCCGUGGCGGGGCCAGCUGUGCAUCGGGGGCCAGCGCCUCUGCACCAUCGGCCUGAGGAGCGAGCACAGUGCGGGCAGCGUGCCCGCCCAGCUGCCUCCCAGCCUGGACAUCAAACACGUCAUGGGAUUGUCUGACUUGAAGAAAAAACUGCCAGAAGCUGCAUUUGGGAAAAAAAAUUACACUAGGAAUGAAGUCUGCUUUCAGGGUGUUUACUCCAGUCUCUAUGAGGUGGAAAUAUCCAAUAAGGAUCAAUCCAAAAUGGAUCAGCUGGUGGAAAAUCUGAAGGAGAAGGACUUGGCAAUCAUCAAAUAUUUACAGGACCAGGGAGUUCUCAUCCUGCUCACAUCCUCAGCCUUGGCACGGGAGGAUGGCCUGGAGCCCAAGGAGCCCGUCAGCCUGCUGGCCCUGUUCCUGUUCAGCUCGCCCCGGGCCCUGAGCCCCAGAGUGGAAAAGGAGGACCCAAAGGAUGGGAAGGAGGGCAGUGCCAGGAGUGCCAUCUCCCUAAAAAUCGCCUCGGUUUUGCCGGGACUCCGCUACGCCUUGCGGAAAGCAGCCAGUUCCUCCUGGAACGCCACGGGCAGCCCCCGCAUCCAGGAGCACCUCCAGGAAUAUGCAGAACUGCAGGAAAACUCUCAGCCCAGCCCUGGCCAGAGCAGUGACGUUCCCGUUGCUCCUGUCCCCUCUCCAUGCCGGGAUGGGGAUGCUGACCCUUCCCAAAAGCUCUCGGAGCGAUCCCUGGCCCAGCUGCGGCGUUACCUCUCCGACCCCAGCAGCUUCACCCUGGGAAUCUCAGCAGCCUUGCAGUGUCUCAGUGGGGCUGGCAGGAAUCUGGGAGCUGAUCCUGGGAAUUCCUCCUCAGUGCCCCCAAAUCCUGCUCCUCCCAGCAGAGCAGCGGGAAUAACACGGGAUAAGACAGAGCUUCCCAGUCCCGCUCCGGAGAGAUUCCUAAAAAGCAUCACCUCUCCCACCAAGCCCUGGGGCCGGGAGAUCAGGAGGAAAUCCAGCAGGAUCCUCGGGAAGAAUGUGCCACCCCUCAAGGCACAAACACAUCCUGGAGAGAACAGCAGGAGCAGGGAGGCAGCCAAGAAAAAAGCCAACGUCGCUUCCUCUUGUCCCAAAAAAUCGGGAUCCACGGGCAAUUCCAACGAGCCCAUGCUGAAAUUGGCCAAUUUGCAGUUGCCACAUGGAAGGAAAAGAGGUGCAGAGGUCCUGGCUGCAGAAAUUGUCCACAAACCCCCGUGUGAAAGUGCUGAGAAGGAAAGCUCAGCUCCCAAUGGUCCUGGCGUGGAGGCAAAGAGGCCAAAAACCCUGGAAAACCUGGACUCCAAGAAGAUUCCUGCCACUGAGAGUGGCACAAAGCCAGGGAAAAGCAAAAUGCAGAAAAACGUGGAAAACAGAGCAUCAAAACCUCCGGAGAAGCAGCAGGAAGGGAGCGAGCGGAAGGAGCUCCGGAGCGAAGCCUCAUCCGAACCCCCCGGAGCAGAACUCCCCAGGAAUGUUCAUCCCGUGGCAAUUCCCGGCGCUGCCUUCGCCCUGCAAGGGGACGACAGCGACUCCCACGCCCUGAACCUGCUGGCUGACCUGGCCCUGGGCUCCUGCAUUCCUGCCUUUAUUCCCAAGGAUUCUGGGCUCGUCCCCGUGGGAUCCGGGGAUUCCUGGGAGCAGCGGAGCCCUCCCGACGCCAAAUCCCUGCGCGCGCCUUCCGACCACAGAUACCACAGGGCGGACAAGCAGGGCAAAAAAUCCACCUCCAGCAAGGUGGCCCUGACCCAGGCGCUUCCCGAAGAAACAGAUUCCAGCCAGCUGGCCUCUCCUCCCAGGGAAAAAACCUCUGGAAUUUUCAGCGGGAGCAGCGGCGUUCCCAUCCCCGCCGCGUUCCAGGCGUUUCCUCCCCGCCGAGCUCCGCAGGCCUCCGAGGUGAGCAGCCACUCCAUCAUCUCAGCCGAGCACUCCUACGCCUCCCCCAUGCCCGAUGAUCCCAAAACGCCCCCAGAUCCCAAAGGGAAUCCCAGUCCUGGCUCCAGGAGCGCUCCGGCAGCUCCCUUGGUCGGGAAGGUGCUGCCGUUCCGGCACCAGCAGAGCAGCGCCGCCGAGCCCGCCCGGAGCAGCGGCUGUGCCAGGAAAAAGGAGGAUUUCUCCAAGAGCCACACGGUGAAUCUCUCUGGGAAUUCCAUGAAGGUCACGUGCCGCUGGGAAGAGGAAUACCUCUUCCACCUGGACAGCAGGUACACCAAUGAUUCCCUGGAGAAAACUGUCAUCCGUGCCCUGCAUGGGCCCUGGGAUCCCGAUCUUCCCGACGAUGUGGAAGGGAUGAAGCUGAUCCUGCACAUGUGGGUGGCUCUGUUCUACAGGAAGCCCAGCAAGCUCCUGAGCAGCUCCAGGAAAGUGGUGGAGCACAGCAAUCCCAGGAAAUUCGUCUCCAUCAACAGCUCCGGUGGCUUCCUGGAGCUCAGCGACGACAGCCAGGACUGCUUUGGCUUCGAGACGUGUCCUGCAGACUCCGGCUCGGAUCCUGACCAGACUCCCAGCAGCUCCCUGGAUCCCAGCACCCCUUCCCAGGGCGCUGCCCAGCCCGAGAAAAGCCCCGCGGAUUCCCAGACGGACGCGGACGGAGCUGCUGGAGCUGUGGACAGCACCGUGUCCUCCUCCUCGGGGGAGCUGCCCUGCGGGGAGGAGGAGGAGCCUUCCUCCACCAGCUGUCCCGAGAGCCUUUCCCCGCAGGAUCAUUCCAGGGAAAAGCUGGAUGUGGCCGGCAGGGAGCCGGAGGGCGUGCGCGAUGUCUCCAGCGUCACCGCGGAGGAGCCAGCCAAGGAGGAGCUGGUGGAUGCCAGGAUCACCCCCAGCCCUCCCGAGGAGCUCGGUUGUCCCAGCAAAUCCCCGGAGGCACCGGGCACGGAAAACCCCGGGAGCCAAGCCCCGAAUUCCAGCACAGCUCCAUGGACAGACCCCCCCUGUUCACCUCAGGAAAACGGGGAGCAGCAGCAGGAAAACCAGCAGGAAGCAGGCUCAGAGAGUGGCCCUGGCCCUCCCGAGGAUGAGGAGGCAAUGGGAGGCUCUGGGCAUUCCCGGGAAGUUGAGGAUGGCGCUGAUCCUGCCUGGGAUUCCAUGCCCUUGGAAGCAACUUGUGGAAGUGCAGAGCCUGGGGGAGCCACUGAGGAAGGGGAGGAAUCCCAGGAGCACUCGGAAAAGGAGGAGAGGGAGGUGCAGGUGGAGGAGGAGAAGGAAGAGAACGAGGAGCUGGAGGAUGAAAGCCCUUUCGUGGGCGCCGUGGAUUUGGUGCUGUCCGAGAGCAGCGAUGCCGAGAUGGAAUGCGAGCACGGCGAGCAGAAUCCAGGGAAUUCUGCGUCUCCAGAGGAGUUUGGUGCUCCUGAAGAGGACCCCAUGCCCAGCCCCACCUCCCUGGCACCCCCCUGCCCCGACAGAUCCUCCCCAGCACCCUCAGAUGGGGCUGGGACUGACCCUGGAGGCUUUCCUGAGGAGAUGUCACCAAACCAGGAGGAGCUCCCGGAUCCCUGGGAUGCUCCGGGCACGCCGGAUUCGGAGACAAACGGGGUUGGAGUGGCCAGUCCGGCCGAGGUGGGGUCACCCCACAGUGACAGCGGGGAGCUGCCAGUCCCCCCUGAGCCCAGCCUUGUCCGUGGGGCACAGCCCGACAGCGUUACGGACAGCCCGGGGCCUGCUGGAGCCACGCUGGGGAGCGGCUCGGAGCACAAAAACCGGGAUCAGGCGCCCUCCGGGGAAAGGUGGGAGCCUGCUGGGAGCACGGGAAUGACCCUGACGCUGUCCCCCGACUCCAGCUCCGUCUGCCUGACCUCUCCCGACAGGUCCGUGGAUCCGUGGGCUGCUCCAGAGGAUCAGCCCAUGGAGAGCGUCCAGUCACCGUCCCAGAGCGACCGGGGACGGAGCAGCUGCUUCUCCCAGCUGGGUGGGGACGACGCCGAUCCCGACCCCGAUUCCCUGGAUGCUGAGGAGUCAAACCAAGGCGGGAACGGGGUUUUGGAGGAGGAGCAGCAGGGGAGCCCCUCUGCCAACGAGGAGGAGCUGGAUGAUCCCAUGGGAGCAGGAGAUGGCCGGGACUCCCCCUUUGACUACACAGACAUGGGAGAUGACUGCAGAGCUGAGGAGAGCGAGGAUGUGUUCCCCGGGGCAGAGAAUUCCCCUGGGAACGGCAGCACGAACAUGGAGAUGGAGGAGAUCCCUCUCCACCUGGAAUCGGAGCCCUCCUCCUCCAUCAGAGAGGGCAUCUCAGCCGUGCAGGAGCUCCCCAGGCAGCAGCAGAGCUUCCCAAACAUCCACGGGGACUCGGCUCCUGCUUCUCCUGCCGCCGGAGACUCCCAUCCCGGCGUUCCCGCCGUGCCGGGCCGGCGCGAGUCGGUGCUGUGCCGCCUCUGGAAGCCGUGCCGGGAAGGAGGAGCCGCGCGGGCCCUGCUGAAGGCACAGGGGUUUGUGAGGACAGAGCCCCUGAACUUCUGCGGGCACCGGGACAGCGAGCGGCUGCUGGUCAUCGUCAGGAACGAGGACAUCGCCUCCCACAUCCACACUGUGCCGUGCCUGCUGGAGCUGAAGCGCUGUCCCAGCGUGGUGUUCGCCGGCGUGGACGAUCCCGAGGAGGUGACAGGGGACACGUUCCAGGAGCUCUUCCAGGCUGGAGGAUUCGUGGUGUCCGACGAGGAGCUGCUGGAAAGGGUGACCUUGGGCCAGCUGAAGGAGGUGGUGAAGGUGCUGGAGAAGCUGAACAGGAGCGGGAGGUGGAAGUGGCUCCUGCACCACAGGGAGAGCAAGAAGCUCAGAGGAGACCUCAGGGACGAUGCCAGUGCCCAGAAGAAGCAGCUGCUGCUGAGGUGGUGCCAGGGGGCAGAGCUGCUGGAGCCGCUGCCCUUCCACGGCUGCGACUCCGCUCCCGAGAGCCGGCGCGCCCAGUGCCUGCUGGAGCUGCAGGUGCAGCACGUCCGCGCCAGGUUCGCCGUGUACCUCACAGAAAAUCCCAGCUGCAGCAGCAGGGAGAUCCUGGAAAGCAAAGGAAUUCUUGUGGCUGACAUCAACACCUUCCUCAGCACGGUGCAGAAAGUGGCUGCUCCCUUUAGAAGAAGCUACUGGUGACAGAGCGAAGCCACGAGGACACUGCUCCUCCCCAGUGUGGGCACCCCGGUCCUGUGGGGGACAUCCCCUCCAUCCAUCCCAGUCAGUCCCAGUGGAUCCCCACCAUCCAUCCCAAUUAUAAUUAUCCAAUUAUAAUUGGAUCCCAGGUAUCCCAGUGGAUCCCAAUUAUCCCAGCUGCUGCUGGGGGUGGGGGAAGUCGGUUUUAGCUCUGUACAUAAAUCUUAUUUAAAGGUGGGGAAUGCAAAUCCUCGGGGGAUUCAUUCCCUGCCAUCCAGUCUCGCAUAGGAAAAUUCCUUUUAACGGUACAACUAAAUUAUUGGAGUGGUUUCAAGUCUUUCGUGCAGCUGCCCUUGGAGCAAGCAAAUGAGUUUGUCCCAAAGUCUACUUGAAGAUUAGGAAUGAGAACAAAUCCCUUUUCCACGCGGUCGUUGCUCUUCAGGCCCACACUACAUUUCAUCUCACCCCCGUUGCCUCCUGCUGCCGGUUCCCUGCUGGGACUCGUGGAAUCCCAGCACGGGGAACCCUUGCUGAUAGCAGGAAGCCGGGACGCAGGAACAAAAUAAGCUCUUAUUUAUGGGGGCCCCGUUCCCGACCCGGCACCGCGGGGCAGGGGCGUCCUUUUAGUUCGUUUUUAAAUCCAAGACUGCGAGGCCGUUGUGUACAGGAUGAAUUUGUAAAGAGUUUGAUUAAUAAAACCUCCAAAAUAACGAA